AUGAGUAAACUACCCUUUAAGGGUGGUAUGGCUACAGCACAAAGAAAUUCAAGUCUUUUAUUAUUUGGUGGAGAAAAUUCAACGACCCGUUUUACAAAUACAUUCUAUUCCUUGACUCAAACAACGACAUCUUUUACUUGGAAUACUCUACCACAAAAAAAUCCACCUCCUGGCGUCGUUUAUGCGCAAGCAGUAAUGGCAAACAAUAAUAAUUUUUAUCUCCUCGGUGGUUUAACAGAAUCAGCCAACAAUCAAUCAACGCUUCCAUAUUAUUCGUAUUCAUUUGACACGCAAACUUGGACUGCUGCACCAUCCAAUACAGCAAAUAAUGGUACAAAUUCCACUUUACCAGGCAACCGUUAUUUUCAUUCAGUCGCUUAUGAUGGACAGAACAGCAUCUAUAUCUAUGGUGGUGGCUCUGCUAAUGGAACCGGUGUGUUUUCUGAUUUAUACAAGUUGGAUAUCACCACUGGUCAGUUCACACUCUUGCAGGAUUCCACAAUCAGACGUUACGGUCAUACAGCAUCAUACCUAAGCAAUGGUCUAAUUGUCAUCUUGGGUGGUGUCUACGUUAAUCCUCAGGGUAAGACAGAGUUGGUGCUAAUGAACCAAGUAACAGUGUACAAUACAAAGACAAAUGCAUGGAGUAUGCAGCCAGUAAAAUCUGCUGGUUCUAGCUUUCCUUCAGCAAGAGCAAACCAUAAUGCAGUUGUCAGUGAUAAUGGAGAAAUGGAAAGAAAUAAAAUGUAUUUGAAUGCUAUAGCUAUCUUGGAUACAUCUAGUUGGACUUGGUCUGUUCCUAAUGUCAGUGGUAUUCCUCCUUCUAGACGUUCUUACGCAUCAGCCGGAAUUUUAGAUGGAAAGCAUCUUACAGUAGCAUUUGGCGAGGCCCUGAAUACAUAUAUAAACGAUAUCAAUGUUUGGGAAAUUGAUUCAGGUGCAUGGCUCCAAAAUUUUCAAGCUCAGACAGUCCCAGGAUCUUCUGUUUCUGCUGGUUUGAUCGCAGGCGUCACUGUCGCUUGUGUUGUGGUCGUGAUCAUUCUUUUAUUCUUACUCUGGAAGUUCCAGUCCUACGUUAGAUGGCUUAUCAAACGUAUACAUAGAGACAUCUGGAAGCCACGUACCGGUGAACCUCUUUGGGCAGAGACAACAAGAAUCAUUUUCCAAAUCAUCUUGUUGUUCAUAUUUGCUGUCUUUUUGGCCUUUGUUAUUCGCCAAGCCGUUGAUAGUCCGAAUGUAACUCAAACUAUCGAAGAAGCUACGGCAACGGUUGAAAUUCCAGACGUUCGAUUCUGUUUUGACGGUUUCCCAACCAGUUACAGUCCAGCAACUGACCCUGUUAGAGCCUUGGGUGUCGCCUGUAGCACUAACUCUGGAUACAGUUGCAAUCAAUAUAUACAACCAUUAGACAUGAGUAUUUUCCAGCCUAUGUUUGCAGACUCCUUAGGAGCUGUCGUUUGCUACCUGUUCAAGCCAUCCUCGGAUUUUGUGCUUACCUCUACUGCAGGAAACAAUAACGGAACUAGACUGCUCUUCACCUUCUUUGGUGACCCAGCCGCUACCUACGCUCGUAUUCACGUCUCGGUCUAUCCUCAAAAGAUGGAUCCCAACUUAAUAGUCUAUGGCCUUCCUAAUGAGGUUAUCAUGAGCCCUGCAGACAUCGAAAACUGGAGAGUGACCGAAUUGAACGACUUGCAGGCCGAGAACGUUUAUGAAAUCCAACCUUUCACUUACAACUCAUUGACCUACACACUUAUCGACCAUCGAUACUUACAACCCAAGGGAUGGAAUUACGUCGGUUUCUUACCCAUCACCAAUUCUACUCCUGAAAUCGAUACCAUUUUCCGUGCGGAGGCACCCAAUCCUGUCUACAACCUGACUCAUGGCGAUCUUGGCGUUCUCUCGGUGAUUCCGAGUAAAUAUGUUCGUACAAUCGAAAGGGAAGUCAAAGUAUACACACUUGUGAACGCUAUUGGAUUUGUCGGCGGUAUCUUUGGUCUCUUAGUUGCCAUCCAGACCUGGCUCUUUGGUUUCCGUCCUCGAUCUCCUUGGGGCGUUGUUCACCGAUGGAGCGUAGGUGAGAUGAAACGUUCUCUCCUUCGAGGCCUCCAAUCCAAGUUCAGGAUCACCAAUUCGGGUAUCCCUCUGGUGCAUCCUGUCCAUCAUCGAUUCAGCAUGACUGAUAUCACACAGAUCGACGAAAGCGAAUCGCAACGUAUUGCUCGUGUAGAAGAACGAAUGCAGAUGCUCGAAAUGUUAUUCAAGGCCUACUAUGUUGAUGAUGAAGUGUUCCGAUCUUUAGAUGACGCAAACCGUGUCAAGCAGUUAAACAACAUGAGCCAAAACAAUAACUCAUCGCCAAGGAACAUGAACAGUCGAUUUCCUUCCAACUUUUCAGAGAAUCCAAGAACAGAAAAGGUAGAUGAUGCGUUCAUGUCGCCCAAGCCUGCGUCGUUCUCCAGACAAGAUACAGAUGCUAGCUCUGCCUCUCAUAUCCCACUAACCCAAAGAAACUACCAUGCUCCUUCUUAUCAACCGAACACGACUGUUCAAAUGCAUGAAGAGGAUGAAUUGUAA
Molecule: messenger RNA, 2577 nt
Organism: Rhizopus microsporus ATCC 52813
Lineage: Eukaryota; Fungi; Mucoromycota; Mucoromycetes; Mucorales; Rhizopodaceae
Product: galactose oxidase
Exons: 6
Coding region: 1-2577 (858 amino acids)
Molecular function (GO): protein binding
Source: RefSeq, a predicted model, not a curated record